This is a messenger RNA of Penicillium paradoxum, 522 nucleotides long. RefSeq lists its product as uncharacterized. The transcript has 2 exons. NCBI's taxonomy places the organism in Eukaryota, Fungi, Ascomycota, Eurotiomycetes, Eurotiales, Aspergillaceae. The record is from RefSeq and is a predicted model, not a curated record. Bases 1 to 522 code for a protein of 173 amino acids.
AUGGACCAACAUAUCCAGAACUCUUCAGCACAUAUUGCGCCGCUUAAUACUCCACUUGAUGUGUUUUUCCAAUCAUUCCAUGGGUUUGAUUACGAUAGGGAGCUAUCUCCCUCGCAGCUAUUUACUCAGCUACAGAGAUUCAAUGGAUGGAGAAGACAUAAUCCAACAGAGAAAGCAGCCUGGGCACUAUAUCAGUCUGCUUUGGAAGAAGAAGUGAAACUUUGGUUUGGGGCAGAGGAUGACCUCGGAUCCUGGCACUCUCUUUGUCGUGCUCUCGAGAUCAAGCCAUUGCCUAUGACUUGUGCGCAAGGUGUGAAGUCCGUCCGAGGUGUUUUUGUUAACAUCAUUGAUCUCCUGGAGUGGGCUCGAAGUGAUAAAAAGCAAAUCCGAGUGCGCAUGUUUCCGAGUUUGGCAGAGCUUCGCGAUUAUACCAAAAGAACUGGGAAGAUCUUUCACAAUAAACUUGGCAGCGAUGACAAUGAGAACGUUGUUCUUCGGCAUCUGCUUAGAUUUAUCUUCUGA